AUGGACGACAGGGCGAUGACCGGCCGGCGGCUCAAUGUAUACUGGCCCAAGGACCGCUGCUGGUACUCGGGGACCAUAGACGACUACAACGGCAAGAAACAUCAUGUGACAUAUGACGAUGGCGACAAGGAGUGGCUGAACCUUGCGAACGAAGAGUAUCUUUUCCUGCCCAGAGGCAAUGAAGGUGUUGCCCAGCCCAAGGCUGUGCCCACCGUGUCCAUGUCAGAUGCCCCAGAAGACGACGAGUCUGGCAGCGAAUACCAGCAGUCUGAAGAGUCUUCAGACGACAAUGCGAUGGAUGUAGACUCUGAGAGUGACCUGUCCGAUGAAGAAGAAGUUGAGGAGGUGCUGGCCGGGAAGAAGCGGAAAAGGGCGGCCAGAGCUAGGGGCCAAGUGCAAAAGAAGAAGCAAGUCACACCGUCAAGCAGGAUUGCAACCCACACUGCUAAAGCUGCAACACCAGGCUGCACAGGAGCAGGCACCAUAACUCCAAUGGGAAUGACGACCCCAAUGGACCGUACCACACCAGUCAGGGCCGAUGCAGGGUCAGUGCUGCAGAAGGCUUUGGAUAGUGCAAUGCACACCACAGGACAGCGUACAGGUAUGGUGUCUCCGAUCAUAUGUGGUGUGGACGUGAAUCGAUCCCAGGACUCACACAAGUUUUCUGACCAAGACAGCCUGAGGUUUCCUUUCCUCACUCCUGAAAAGAUCAGAGACAGUGAACACAGGCGGCCUGGCGAUCCUGGAUACAAUCCAGCCACAGUGCAUGUCCCAAAGGACUGGCUGAAGGAGAAAGCGACGGCAGGUCGCCAGCAAUGGUGGGAGAUCAAGGCAAAGAACUUCGAUGCUGUGUUGCUGUUCAAAAUGGGAAAGUUCUAUGAGAUGUUCGAAAUGGAUGCCCAUGUUGGGGCGGAUGUGCUGGGCCUGCAGUACAUGAAGGGUGACACCCCUCACUGCGGUUUCCCAGAGGCUGCCUACCACCAAAUGGCUGAGUCGUUGGCCAGAGUGGGAUACAAAGUUGUGGUCGUCGAGCAGACAGAAACUCCUGACCAGCUAAAACUUCGGAAUGAAAAAUUGCGGGCCAUGGGCAAGCAGCAGGCCAAGGUGGUGAGGCGAGAGAAGGUGGCAGUUUUAACAAAGGGCACUCUCAGAGAUGCUGAAAUGGUGCAAGCCCAUCCGGACCCUGCAUACCUCAUGUCAGUGAUCGAAAUGGAAAAAAGUCCUGGAAGUGAAGGAUGCUGCAGGGUGGGAGUGUGCGCCGUUGAUGUUGCUUCUGUUCACCUGUUCUUGGGGGAGUUUAAUGACGAUGAGCUGUCUUCCAAAUUGAGGACCCAUCUUGCUGCUCUGCAGCCUGUUGAAGUUCUUGUUCCCAAUGACAACGAUCGCCUGCGGCCAUCUGUGAAGCAACUGCUCAAGACGUGCCUCAGGAAUCCACGUAUCAACAUUUUCCCCAUGGGGCUGGAAGGCUUCUCUCCACACAGCCAAGUCACUGACACAUUGUCUCAGUAUUUUGACUUCAGCGACACUUCUCAAGGGCCUACUGAAGAGAAGCCUCAUUUGCCAGACCAGCUCAAAGAGAUUGUGGCAAACCCUGAAAGUCACAAGGCUACAUUGGAAGCCUUGGGUGCAGUUGUCAACUUUCUGAAGGCGGGCUUGCUGGACAAGGCUGUCAUCCCCCUGGCCCGCUUUGAGCUCCUUCCUAAUGCCUCUGACAGGAGCGUGCAGCCCACAGAAUCAGCGGAAGUUGCGAUGCCAAAGCACGUCCUCCUGGACAGCUCUGCCCUUGAGAACCUCGAAGUCCUGGAAAACAGCAACGGCGGCACCAAGGGCUCCCUGCUGGCCACCCUGGACCACUGUGUCACGCCUUUUGGCCGCCGUCUGCUGCGCCAGUGGCUCUGUAGGCCGCUGGGCCAGGUGGCCCAGAUCUGUGAGCGGCAGCAGGCCGUGCAGGACCUGCUGAAGGUGGCUGGAGGCGCGGCGAUACAGGCCAGGAAAGCAUUCUCAGGGGUGGGGGACCUGGAGAGGGCACUGGCGAGACUGCAUGCAAGCACACUGGAAGGGGCACACUGCGGGCGUGAGGCUGAGCAUGUUGUUCUUUACGAGGAUGCAGCUCGCAGGAAGGUGCGUGCACUGGUUGCAGCCUUGAAGGGCCUGCAGCGCGUGCAAGCUGGAAUCGCUGCGUUUCAACCCGUGGUGAAUUCUCUGAAGAGCUCCUUGCUGCGGUCAUUGGUGACCCCUGGGGACAAAUUCCCUGAGAUGGACGAGCCUCUGAAGGAACUUCUGAAUGCAGCCAAUUGGGAUGAAGCAGAGCAAAAUGGCAGAGUGAUCGCUGUGCAGGGUGCUGUGCCUGAGUACGACGCAGCCAAAGCCACAGUGUCCAAUGCACACAAAGAACUGCAGGACUACCUGCAGGAAGUGAGGUCCAUUUUCCGUUGUGGAAAAGAUGUCAGGUACGUGUCGAUCACAAAGCAGAGCCACCUGAUUGAGGUGCCACAAGCGUACAUCAAACGCGUCCCACACGACUUCGAACUGGCAGCGCAGCGCAAGGGCUUCAACAGGUACAUGAGCCCAGAGCUGAGAGACCUUGUGGCCAAGCUUGAGGAGGCCGAAGAGCAGUGUGAGACGGAGCUCUCAAAUAUUCUGCAGGCCCUCGUGAAGCGUUUCAUCUCGCAGUGCAGCCUUUGGUCGACUGCAGUGGAGGUCACCUCCCAGUUGGACGCCCUCAUGUCACUUGCCUCGGCGUCUGCCAACAUGGAUGGCGCCAUGUGCUGCCCCACCUUUGUCACCGACAGCCCCUCAGGUGCACCAACCUUCAAGGCCAAGGCGCUGCGCCACCCGUGCAGCAUCCGCACUGGGGGUGGCGGCUUUGUGCCGAACGACGUGGAGCUUGGAGGGCCCAGCGCCCCUGCGCUGCUGCUGACUGGCCCGAACAUGGGCGGCAAGAGCACCCUUCUAAGGCAGGUCUGCCUUGCAGUGUUGAUGGCCCAGGUUGGCACCCUGGUUCCAGCAGAGUCUCUUGAGUUAUCUCCAGUGGACUCUAUUUUCGUGCGCAUGGGUGCUCGCGAUCACAUACUGUCUGGGCAGUCUACCUUUUUUGUGGAGCUCUCUGAAACUGCAACAAUGUUGAAUCAAGCAACAAGCAGAUCGUUGGUGGCACUUGAUGAGCUCGGCCGGGGGACGGCUACAUCGGACGGGGCAGCCAUUGCCUCUGCCGUCCUCCAGCACCUAACCAGCACGAUAUGCUGCCGUGCACUCUUCGCAACCCACUACCAUGCGCUAUCCCAAGAGCACCAGCACAAUCCCGCUGUGGCCAUCAAGCACAUGGCAUGCCAUGUGUCUUGCACGGAGGGUGAAGGUGGGGCCGGGUCGAGGGUCGACGAGGUGACCUUCCUGUAUCGUGUGGCCAGGGGCCCCUGCCCUAAGAGCUAUGGCACUAACGUUGCCAGGCUGGCUGGCCUCCCAGAGGGCGUGCUGAUGAAGGCAUCACGGAUCUCAGCCCAGAUGGAGAACGAUCGGGUUGGGCGGCUGGCCAACGAUGCCAUGGACGUUGACGAGUCGUCAGAAGCCCCUCAAGGGCAGCCACCACAUCACACCUCUGACGUUUCCGCAAAUCUGCAGAUAAUUGCUGCACAGUUGCACAGCUUUUGUGGCAAGAAAGUAGAGAAUGCCCCUGCGGCUGAGGGCUGCUCUGGACUCCGCUCACUGUUGGCUCAGAUACGGGAAGCCAACUGA
This is a messenger RNA of Ostreobium quekettii, 3732 nucleotides long. The record is from the annotation of a GenBank genome assembly. NCBI's taxonomy places the organism in Eukaryota, Viridiplantae, Chlorophyta, Ulvophyceae, Bryopsidales, Ostreobiaceae.